AUGGCUCUAAUCCCACGCAUCCCAUCCGCCUUCGCGCCCUACCGCUCUGAGAUGGCUCCUUUCUUCAACCUCUUCAAUGACACCUUCUCCGAACUACAGAAGCUAUCCGACACUGCAUCCCGCACCUUUGCCCCUAAAUUCGACGUCAAGGAAGGCAAGGACAACUACAUCCUGGAAGGCGAGCUACCCGGUAUUGACCAGAAGGAUGUUGUCGUCGAAUUCGCGGAUGAGCAAACUCUUACCAUCAAGGGUAGGACUGAACGCAUCCGAGAAGAAGGCGAGAAACCCGCCGCCACCGAAGUUCAAGACGACAGCACGACAGCUGAAGAUUCCUCUAAAAAGGAAAUGACAACUGCUGACCCGAAGGAAGUCGCCAAAGCCGACCCACAGCACUAUUACUGGGUCUCAGAGCGUAGCGUUGGGGAAUUCGCCCGGAGCUUCAACUUCCCCAACCCUAUCGACCAUGAAAACGUCAAAGCUAGCAUGAAGAACGGCAUCUUGACGGUAGUAGUCCCCAAGACCGAGAAGGCUAAGUCUCAGAAGCGGAUCCAGAUCACGUCCGACUGA
Messenger RNA from Exophiala aquamarina CBS 119918, 567 nucleotides. RefSeq lists its product as uncharacterized. Gene Ontology annotation, biological process: response to heat; response to hydrogen peroxide; response to salt stress. The record is from RefSeq and is a predicted model, not a curated record. The coding region runs from base 1 to 567 and encodes 188 amino acids. NCBI's taxonomy places the organism in Eukaryota, Fungi, Ascomycota, Eurotiomycetes, Chaetothyriales, Herpotrichiellaceae. The transcript has a single exon.